This is a messenger RNA of Psylliodes chrysocephalus, 1349 nucleotides long. Lineage: Eukaryota; Metazoa; Arthropoda; Insecta; Coleoptera; Chrysomelidae. The record is from the annotation of a GenBank genome assembly.
CUAGCUUCAUAGAUACAAAUAAUAACCCGACUUUCAAAUCUGUCACAUACAAAUCAUAUUUCAACUUUGUCAACUAUUUUAUAUUUUAUACAAAAUGUAUUCUAUCAAUAGAUAUUCUUAUUUGCACAACUAUUUUUCUGACUUAAGUCCACGUCUUCUUAAUAGAUGUGUCGACAGAGCUCUGGGAUUUGUCACAGAUGUACACGAUUUGGAACCACCAUUUAACAGAUUGUGUUCUGAACAACCUAAUAUACCAGAACAAAAUUUGGAUUUAUUACAUAGGCCCAUAGGUUUUGGAAGAUGGGCGAUGCCAAAAUUAAGACAUGACCUAAGUAAUAAAGAUGAAUAUGUGGUCAUUUGCGCAUUAGAAACUAUAAUGGAACUGGUUAUUGAUCCUGAAAAGGCAUUUGAGGCGAUAAAAUUAAAAAUCAUUGAAAGAAUGGUGAAUUUACUGAUGGCCGAGAACCCUGUUAUUCGAGAAAGAACUGCGAUGGCAUUAUGGAGUUUAGCCAAACUUACUAAAGCAAGAGAGAUGAUUGCCGCAAAUAAGGAAUUGUUACGUAAUAUUUCAGUUUGUGUAGAAGAUCAAUAUGAAGAAGUUAGAUUGCAUAUUGCGAAAUUACUGCAAACCGUUUCAGAAUUUUGGAAAGUGGCUGAUGAAUUGAUUGAAUUUGGAUUUAUAUCUAUAUUGUUGCAUAUUCUUCAAGAUAAAGAAGAAAAAUAUAUAAUAUUGAUUCAUCUAAGAACUUUGCAAUCAUUGAUGUACUCCAUACAAGGGAAAAUGUUUGCUAUUGACAAUGGCGGAUUCGAUAUAUUGUUGGAAUUUUUAAGAGAUGAAAAUACCCAUAUUAUUAGUGAAGCGCUUUCUUGCAUCGCUCAGUUGACUUCGACUUGUGUUGGAGAAAAAUUGGCUAGAGAGAAAAACUUAAUGAAUAUUUUAAACACACUUUUACAUGAUGAGCGACCUGAGGUUCACACAAAUGCCGCGUCUGUAAUUAUGUUUAGCACAGUUAAAGCUACAGGAAAACUUAUGGCUGCAGAACACCCAACAAUGGUUCCUAGACUAAUGGCGCUAGCUCAAAAUAGACUUAAUCCUUCUACUCAAAUGUUUUCUAUAAAGGCUUUAACCAAUAUCAGUGAGAAUCCUAAAAUAAGGAAAAUAAUGAAUCAAGAAUAUUCUCAUGAACUUGCGCUUAUCCAAGUUGGUGAUGAUCCAGAUAUCAAGACGUGGAAAGACCAGUUAAUGGGUGUUAUUGGAUGGGUACCAUAAACCCUUUGUUAAGGAUUAUUUCAAGAAGUUAACGCAAAAAUUUGAAAGGCAUCAGCAUGGAUCAGAAUCAUAUUUAGCG